AUGCCGUGUGCACAGGCUCCUCUGGCCCGUGUGAAAAGGAAAGACGUGGUACUACCGCCGUCUGGAUCCGGUAGUGCCACCGCUCCACAAACCCUGAUGCGGCGGCCAAUGUUAAGUGGUACUAUGUACGCUACUAUGCUUGGAGAGGUAGGUCAGACAGGCGACAGGGAACAUACUAUACCGAUAUACUGUACCGUACCGUACUAUUCCUCAAGAUUCAUGGGUGCUGACAGUACAUAGUAC
Pyricularia oryzae 70-15 is the source of this 243-nucleotide messenger RNA. RefSeq lists its product as uncharacterized. Lineage: Eukaryota; Fungi; Ascomycota; Sordariomycetes; Magnaporthales; Pyriculariaceae. The transcript has 2 exons. The record is from RefSeq and is a predicted model, not a curated record. Bases 1 to 240 code for a protein of 79 amino acids.